Messenger RNA from Anopheles funestus (African malaria mosquito), 7930 nucleotides. It is a transcript of the gene PIP5K59B, whose product is annotated as phosphatidylinositol 4-phosphate 5-kinase type-1 gamma. The record is from RefSeq and is a predicted model, not a curated record. Gene Ontology annotation, biological process: phosphatidylinositol metabolic process. The coding region runs from base 2255 to 4906 and encodes 883 amino acids. The transcript is spliced from 18 exons. Lineage: Eukaryota; Metazoa; Arthropoda; Insecta; Diptera; Culicidae. Gene Ontology annotation, molecular function: phosphatidylinositol kinase activity.
CGGGUAGAAAAAUCUGACACGACAACCCUACCCCGUGGAAUUGAUUCCGGGAAUUAAGUGCAGUUUUGUGCGAGACGGGGCUGGGUCGUCAUCGUCGUCGUCGUGAUCGGAUUUUUCAUUCCGCGAGACACAGCGUAGACCAAGAGCGGUGUGUAAUUUGGUGCCUGAUUUGGAACCUGAUCCAUAUUUCGGUCGUGUUGCAGGUGGAAGGAAAUGGGCAGAAAUUUCGUACAGUACAUCCGAGUGCGUCCACAAUGUCAACUGUGAAGGGUGCUGGUGCCCCAGCAUAACAUCGUUAGUGAUUGUGAGCAAAUGAAAACCAUUCCACCACCACCCAGUUUGGUGAUGACAAAUCGGAAAAUUGCAGUCACAACGAGCCAAAUUCGUCACUUAUAGGCGGUCGGUCGCGUUCCAUAGAUAGUAGUACGACCUGUGUUGCUACCAGCGAUCCGUCCGUGAUUCAUUCAAAACUGUGCGUAUAUCAUCUCGCGUACGUGCGUGUUUGUGUGUGCGUGUGCGUUCGCAAUAGGAUAGCAUGGAAGGAAAAAGCAUCGUAGAGCAGUGAAUGGGGCCAACAUAAUUUGCAACUUGCCAUUGGUUUCGUCACUCACUGACUUCUGGGCACAUAGACCAGGGCUGCAACGUACAAAGGAACGUCUGCUGCCCCGCUGGCUGACCAACAACUGUACGAAAAGAAGGACAAACUUCGCUUAUAAAAUCGCAGAACCCAUUGAUUAUGAACCACUGUGGGAAGAAGUAUGCUUUUGCAAUUGGCACGGGAAUGGCUAAGGUGUGUCCGGUACACCAAGCUGACCAUGUACUGCGGGAGCGGUAGUACACUUGUCGCCCGUUUCAUGUAACAGGCACACACACACACAAACGCGCGAGGGUGGACGGUUUAGGUGGAAAAUAUCGAGCGGAAAACUUAUUGAUUUCCCUUGCGUUUCUUUCGAAGGGAAGAGAAAGGGAACACUAGCUGCCGGCUAGCGAGUUGGACCUUGCGUUGGCCACCUUUGCUAUGCUCCUAACUAAUUCGCAUAAGAAACCAACAAGGUACAGAGGGAGCGUUGCAAACGUAAUGUAAAAAAAAACACCCCACGGUUGGUGAAGUUUUCGCUUUUCCGCCACAGGCGUAUGUGGAAGGUGGAAGAAAGCGUUUGUGGGCCAGAGCAAGCCUGUGAUAACACGGCCCCGGGGCCGGUCCAGCGGCACUGUUUGGGAACGAGGAAAAGCGAUCUACUGAAGCGUGUAGGAAAAUCCUUCGUCGGGUCGAUGCAAAACUCGGAGAGAGGUAGCCAGCAGAAAGUUACAUUUGCUUACAAUAUUCCUUCGUACACGGUGAGGGUUUUCCGGAGGGUUGAAAUACAGCCGUGAAAAUUUGUUUUACAACACGUGUAGCUGUAUGUGUGUGUGUGUGUAUAUAUGUGCAUGGUUAGGGAAAUCAAUUCACAUUUUCUCACAGGUAGAGUGUCGUCCAAUACAGUCGCUUUUCCAACGACAAUUCCCUUGUCAAGGGAAGAAUCACCUGCCAUUGAAUUGAAAGUGACGUUUCCGAUGGUGAUCUUAACGAAUAGAGGGGGAAAAAACGAUGGAAAAUUCCUUUUGCCUGAUGUUUGACCUUGUUUAAUUUCCUUACAAGUUUUAAAACGUAUAAAUAAUAUACCUAUUUCAUAAUUGUUGUGAUUAUUUUCUGCUUUUUGCAGAGUGAUACAAUUGUAUAGUGUAGCGUGUUUCUUUCGUUUACAAAAAGGGGCACAAUACAUCAGUCGGGUCUUAGCAAUAGCAGAAUUAGGCGUCCUCGAAGUGUAUUUAAUUUUCAUACCGUAAAUCAACAAAAGUUAUAAAGUGUGCAAGUGUUAAAAGUUUAAAACGAAACGAAUGAAAAGCGUACAGCUCACGGUAUAUUCGUAUCCACGCAAUUCGAUGUAGUGCUGUAGUUAAAUGAAUGUAACCUGGCAACAAGAAAUCAUCAAGUAUUCUACGUGCGGAAUGUAAAUUUAGCAAAUCUACAGUGCAUUUCAUGAUUUCACUUCGACUGGAGCAUAAUUUCUCCAUAAUCAAGUGUGUGUGUGUUUGCGAGUGUUAUCACCGUCUUGAAGUAAAGGGAAGCUCUCGCUUCCGGUUUUGGUUUGACGGUGAACAGGUGUGUAUUUAUAUAUAAAAAAAGCAACGUAGCUAUACGAAACCAUACACACACCCACAAUAUUAAGAAUAUUUUCGUGUGCGAAUAAGUGUUGUGUAGUAAGCAAGGGCGAUGGCUUCCGGAGAUACGGCCGCCAUCGAUACGAUCGACGUCGAGUCGGCCCUAUCUACGAAAAACUCCGAAUUUACCACCAGCAGCAAGGACCAGCAACUGGAACUAGACGAAUAUGGAAAAUUCAUCAAAGAUACACCGGGAAAAUUCAUCAUGGCAGACGGGAUGUCGGGCGAACAGUCACUGGCUCCGCGGCCCCACCGGCCAAAGUCGGACAAGGAGCGCAAAAUCGGCCAUCGGAGAGUUGGCGAGGGUGGUGAAAUUACGUACAAGAAAAUCCAAACCACCACAAUUAUGGGCUCGAUUCAGCUCGGCAUCCAGCAUACGGUUGGCAGCCUCGCAUCGAAACCACGGCGUGAUCUGCUGAUGAUGGACUUCUGGGAGCUGGAAACGAUAUCCUUUCCACCGGAAGGCUCCAGCAUGACACCCGCGCACCACUACAGCGAGUUUAAGUUUAAAAUCUACGCUCCGAUUGCGUUUCGGUACUUUCGCGACCUGUUCGGCAUUCAGCCGGACGAUUUUAUGAUGUCUAUGUGUUCAGCCCCGUUGCGGGAACUGUCGAACCCGGGUGCGUCUGGUUCGAUUUUCUAUUUGACGGACGACGAUGAGUUUAUCAUUAAAACUGUGCAACACAAAGAGGGAGAGUUUUUGCAAAAAUUGUUACCAGGGUACUAUAUGAAUCUAAAUCAAAAUCCCCGCACGCUUUUACCGAAAUUUUUCGGCCUGUACUGUUACCAGUGCAAUAGUAAAAACGUUCGAUUAGUCGCUAUGAACAAUUUGCUUCCCUCUUACGUGAAGAUGCACCUCAAAUACGAUCUCAAGGGUUCGACGUACAAACGGAAGGCCAACAAAGCGGAAAGAUCGAAAUCGUCGCCCACGUACAAGGAUCUCGACUUCAUGGAGCAUCACCCAAACGGGCUGUUUCUUGAGGCGGAAACUUACAGUGCGCUGAUCAAAACGAUCCAGCGAGACUGCCGGGUGCUUGAGUCGUUUAAAAUUAUGGAUUACUCGCUGCUCGUUGGCAUCCACAAUCUCGAUCUAGCGGUAAAGGAGAAACAGGAAGCGGCGGCUAAGGCACGAUCUGAAGGUGAAUCGGAUUACGAAGACGCACCGGAAGCGGACCAGUACAUGGUACAGGAGCGGGAGGAACAGCGAACGACAGCCCUGAACAGGAGCAGGCACACAACCUACGGAAAGAUGCUGAUUAGGUCUAUCAACCGGCAAAGGCUUGUUGCGCAUUCGACAGCAAUGGAAAGUAUUCAGGCUGAAAGUGAACCGAUCGAUGAAGAGGAUGAUGUCCCUCCCGGUGGAAUACCUGCCCGUAGUGAAAAAGGCGAACGGCUAUUACUGUUCAUCGGUAUCAUCGAUAUUUUGCAAUCGUACAGGUUAAGGAAAAAGCUUGAGCACACGUGGAAAAGUAUUAUUCACGAUGGUGAUACCGUGUCGGUGCAUCGGCCUUCCUUCUAUGCACAACGCUUUCAGGAGUUUAUGGCCAAAACUGUUUUUAAGAAAAUUCCUUCACUGGAUCUGCCCGAGAUCAAGGGCAAUCAUAGAAAAUUUCGCACGUUGGUCACCAGCUACAUAGCGCUAAAACAUUCACCAUCCAAGAGAAAAAGUUUAUCGAAAGCCGCACAGAGAGCAAAAAAUGAAGAAACAGAUAGUCAACCCGUAGCCGGCAGCUCCCAUCAGCAUCAUCACCAAAAUCAGCAAUUCAACCCUACACAAACGCAUUUCAAUCAACAGACUACGGGAACUCCCAAAUCAGAUGUCGAUACUUCCUCGAGUGUGCAUACGGCGGCAACUAUCACGACCACGUCCAGUAGCAGUGCAGGUGCGGGCGGCGUUGGCGGUAAUGGCAAAACGGUGGGCUCUGGUGGUGGCCUUGGUACCGGCUCGGUUAGAGCUGCCGCCGGUGGCAAUGCGUCCGUCACACCGACCAAUAUGCCACCGCUUAAAAAGAAAACCACUGUCGUAAAGCAAAGCGUUCCACCACCGGUUCCACCACGCGGUUCGCCCAAAUUCAACAAGGCGAGCGGUGCAGGGUCGGGCCGGCCCGGUGGUACAUCAGGUUCACUACCCAGUCAGUCCAGUGGCCACCGGGGACGGUCUAGUGCAGGCACAUCUCCUUCCUGUUCUUCCACUCCUCCUCCCGCUUUUGACGACAUCUCCGAGCACGGUAGCAGUAGCCAUCGACACUCGUCGGAUGAUAAAACGGGCAGCAGCAGCGGAAUCGGAAGUGCCGGCGCCAGUGGCAUCGGAGGCAACGGUGGCCAUGGGGCCGAUGGUGUCGGCGGCGGUGGCGGCUCCGUCGAUCGGCGGAGCACUUCCUGUCGCAGUGAUAACUACAAAGAAGACUCAAUAAGUAUAUCAGAAAUAAGAUUAGAAAGUCAUUUAGCAGUCGAAUCAUCAUCCAAUAGCAAUUACGGCUCGCGGGGGGCCCUAGCGUCGGUCGAAGGAUCGACCCCAACGUGGACUGAAGGAACGCCCAGCUUUACGGAUUCGAGCUCGAGCGGUGAUAUUGGAACAUUCUCAGGCCAUUCCUCUCCAAUGUCGGAUCGGGAUCGCCACAAGCCCACAGUCGAGAAGGCGCUAAAUUCGCUCACAUCGGAAAUGGAAAAUUUACGAUAUCAAGUAGAUUACGAUUACAACUAAGCAGGGAACCGCAGGGGACUAAGCAGAGGAUGUGAUGAGACGGCACUUCGUCAGUGAUCAGUGAUCAGAUCAGUGAAACGUGUAUCACGUGUAUCGUAACGACACAACCAGGCGAACGGAACUGUAAGGGUACGGAGAAAAUUGGUACCAGCAAACGGAAGGACUGUAAAUAUGUAUCAAAACCUGCAUCACAUCAAUCAGUUAUUAAAGCAUUCGGAAGGCUGACAUUGAACGUAAACAUUUGUCUUCGUGCGUACAUGGAAGGGAAGCUACUAGUGAAGGCGUGCCACAAGAAAAUAACAAGGAAGAAUGGAAAUCAAAAUCUUAAAAGGACAAUUAGAUUAGUUAUAUAAGCGUUAUUAUCACGUUAGGAGUUUGAGGAAUUUCGCCAACCUUUCUGUCAAGCGAGGAUCGAAACAUGGAGCAGAAUGAGCAAUACUACAUUGUCGACAUUCGGCUUUGAAACCAUAAAGAGUUAAAAUCUUUUGUUUUUGUGCAUAACCUUAUCCCCUUUCAACUGUUCUAUUUUUGGGCUAAUGUUUCGAAGAAAAAAAAAAACAAAUCUUUACUGAUCCCUGAUGUUCUGUCGAACUCUUUAUCUCUAGUGCUUCCAUUUGCUUUAGCUCGAACGCAAUGCUACAUCCUUUAUCAUCCCAUUUGUCAUUUGCAAAGGUGUGGCUGAUGAGAAUAUAUCAAAUCACUUAUCACUAUCGUUACUCAUAAGGCCAAGCAAACGAUCGUUAUACAAUGCAGCAUAAAUGUUCUAUCGUUACCUUUCUUUUUUCACAUACUCCAAGCCUUAAUCAAUCCAACGAAAUAAGCAAACGUUCGGUAGCUAAAAAGCUAGACAGGAUUGGUUAGUGAACAGGGAAAAGGAAAAAAAAUUCGUGAAUAAAACAAUGAUGGAAGUGUGUAAAAUUUGCGUCACCAUUUGCAGAAGAAGAAAAAAAACACAAUCUUACUCUGGCCUAUUAUCAACCAUAAAGCGAGCAACAGUUGACAAGAACAAAAGAAAAGUUUACCAACAAACUACCUUAUUAUCGUGAUUGCGUGAUUAGUAAAAAAACAAACACACAUUUUGGUACAUUGUUUAAACGGAUAUAUUUACUAUGUACAUUACAUAACUUAUUUCUCCAUUGGCACACAGCAGAAAUGUUUAUUUUGGGCCAACACACUUACAAGGAGAAAUGGAAGGAAUGCAAAUACAAUGGGAAGGUUGGAGCUGUUAGUAAAGGUGUCGAAUGUCGAAAAACAAUAACUAUAUAUAAAUUAAAGUAAGAUGUGUACAAUGAGAUGUUAAAGCAAACUUUAGAGCAAGAGUUAAAGCAAACAGCAUUUACCAUGUAACCAAAUCCUUCUCUACACACAUACACACAUCUAGCAGCACACCCACUAAUAUGAGAGGUGUACAUACGUAUAUACAUACACGAUAUAUCAUCUAUUGUAAAGUUAUCAUGAAAUGCAAAACAAAAAAAACAAAAACAACUCCCAAACGUAGAAAGGUCUUGCUGUCCUUUGAAUGAAUCUCAUCAAGCCGCUAGUUUACUAUUUGAAUUAUAUAUGAAUGUUAUCCAAACAGUUACAACAAAACACAAUAAUGGAAAUGCGAGCGAAGGUAAAUAAAAGCGGGAUAACCAGUGAUGAUCUAUGAAGCAAACCACAACCAACAUGUUAAAACGAAAGUGGUUAAUACAAUCGUUCACUUUUUAUGUUCUACUGUUCAGCGUAGUAAUAGUAUCGUGCAGGAGUGAGAUUUCAUGAGCAAUUUAUUCUUUAACGUGGUGGUUUUAGUUAGUUGAAAUACGUUGCGAUAAACGAGUGUCUAAUAAGGGGAAAAGGAACGCUUUUGCUUUCUUUUCAUUCGGUUUUGUUUUUUUUUUGUUUUGUUCUUGCAUAUAAAUUUCACAACUGUAGGAUGUAACAUCUGUAUAAUCAAAACAAUAUCAACACAUAGGAGCGAAUCGUGCGUUAAAGUUCAUGUAUCGGAUUAAAAAAAAACCAUUAUAAAUUAAAACUCUCCUUCUCCUCGUGUGCGGAACACAUCCGUAACGUGUAGACUAUAAUAUAUUGAAAUCGUACAUUAAUGGAAGGGAAAGCAAACAGCUAUAGAUAGAUAGUAAAACCAAGGCAAACAAAUAACUCGAAUUAACCACAAUACGAUUCGGAUUCGGAAGGGAAGGCGCGAACCCUUCCUUCGGCGAAGGGAACCGUUAAAACGCGUUAAAUGAUAUACUCUGAGACACACAGUUAAGAUUUAUCGUCUUACAUACAAUAAUAACCGUAGCAUAUGGAUCCAUAGGAUGGUGCGCAGGGUGAAUCGUAUCGGUAAAAUAGCAUCUUGUGUUGCGCGAUGAACAGAGCGAGCAGACAGGCAUAUAUACAUACUGAUGAACAGGCGGUACAUCUUUACACGGUCUGUCAAUAGGCAAUAAUAAAACGGAAUGCAAUCAUCAAAGUAAGAGUUUGUUAGCCAGAUUAGAAACCAGAUCGAAACUCUAAUAUGUGUCUGUAUAACAAGCAAGGAAUGCCAAUAGUAUCAACCCUCCGAAUGAACCGCGGCAGACGCAACAGCAAGUAACCUCUGUAUGUACACACUAUACCGGACUAUAUGAAAACAGCUCAAUCUCAUUACAAGACUCGACUCGACACUACCUACUAGCGCUACAUUGUGUAAAACAUUCAACAGCAUUUUUCCACCCCACCCCCUUGUUCCAUUACACGAUCAUAAGAGAUAGGGAAGUGUAUAUGAACACUGUUUAACUUGUUGACACGGAAUUAACGUGAAGGGGGGAAGCAUAAGGUGCUGAGAGAUGUGGCAGGCAAAAUCAAAGACGGAAUAGAAUCAACCGAAGAGAACAACACACGUACUAAAACUCGAAGAUGAAAGCGAGAAAGCAGUAAAUUCAAUAUACAUAACUAUACAGACGAACUGAGUGCAACAAUCGAACAUCGGAACAAAGCGAAAGGAAAGAGCACCGACAUGCGUAUAAUAAAGAAAAAAAUACAAGCGAAAUUCAAAACAUA